AUGUACACCAAACCAAGUACUAGACUGGCUUUGGCCUCACUAUGUUUCUUUGUCCUCCAGAGCUUGAUGCUCCAGAUUGCGGCUAAUAUGAUUGAGACUGAGAAAAAGGAGGCUAAGCAGGAGAAAGACAAUUUCAUGGCUGCGAUCCCCGCCCUGGAUUUGUCUGGAGACCAAGCGGCGCUGGUGGUAUGAUACUAGUCAUUCAUUCCUUUACAAGUUCCACAAAGCUACUCUGAUCUAUUCAAUAUAUCACAAUGUACACUGAGUGUAUAAAACAUUAGUAACACCUGCUCUUUCCAUGACAGACUGAACAGGUGAAUCCAGGUGAAAGCUAUGAUCCCUUAUUGAUGUACAUUUUUUAAUCCACUUCAAUCAGUGUAGAUGAAGGGGAAUAGACAGGUUAAAGAAGGAUUUUUAAGCCUUGAGACAAUUGAGACAUGGGUUGUGUAUGUGUGCCUUUUAGAGGGUAAAUGGGCAAGACAAAAUAUUUAAGUGUCUUUGAACGGGGUAUGGUCGUAGGUGCCAGGUGCACCGGUUUGAGUGUUUCAAGAACUGCAACACUGCUGGGUUUUUCAUGGUCAACAGUUUCCCGUGUGUAUCAAGAAUGGUCCACUACACAAAGGACAUCCAGCCCACUUGACACAACUGUGGGAAGUAUUGGAGUCAACAUGGUCCAGCAUCCCUCUAGAACGCUUUUGACACCUUGUAGAGUCCAUGCCCCAACGAACUGAGGCUGUUCUGAGGGCAAAAAGAGGGUGCAACUCAAUAUUAGGAAGGUUCCUAAUAUUUUGUACACUCAGUGUAAGGCAAAGCCUUUAUCAGUGUGUGGAAUGAAAGGUAGGGCAGCUCUCUCUCUAGAUAGCUGUUGCCUGCAGAAAGUUGUUAAUUCCACACACUUUAGAUGCUGGUGCCAUGCUGGUGCCUCUUACAAAUUAUCUGUGAUGUGUUUGUGUGCCAACAGGAAAUGCUCAAAAAGUUGGCCCAGACCGUCGACAAGGUUGAUGAGGAAAGAUAUGACGCAGAAGCAAAAGUAAAGAAGUCAGAAAAAGAGGUACAGUACAUUACAUUACAUAUUUUCCUCCUCCUAGAAACAUAUACCUCUGCAAAUCUAAUCUUUCUCCUCACUUUCUCACUUCCCAGAUUGAGGACUUGAAGAUGAAAGUGGUUGAGGUCCAGGGCAUAAAGAAACCAGCUCUGAAGAAAGUGCGUUUGUCUGCUGAUGCUAUGCUUGCAGCUCUGCUGGGCACCAAGCACAAGGCUUCCAUGGACUUUAGAUCCAACUUGAAAGAAGUGAAGAAGGAGGUCAAAGAGGAGGUGGGUAUUUGUGUGGAAUCUUACAAAGCAGAGAAUCAUAGUACUGUAGGAGAUGGCAACAUUUGUCCCACGUGUUCAGAGCUUUGAUGAAAGGAUCAGUUACAUGUGUUUCAUAUUAUAUCCUCAAACACUGAAAAUGUCACAACAUAAACUUUGUGUCACGCAGGAGGAAGUUGGUGACUGGCGUAAGAACGUUGAUGAACAGGCUGGCAUGGAUGGCAGGAAGAAGAAGUUUGAGACCGCAUAAAUGACUGAAUUAGUUCUGGUGUUCAAAACUGGCUACUGAGUGAUUCAUGUAUCUUUUUCAUUAUUUUAUGGUACUGUUAGAGAGUAUAGCAUCUGAUAAGCACUUAUACUAACUGUAAACUGUCAUUGAAUUGUAGCAUAUUUUCCAAAUGUAUAGGCUUAUCGGAAAUUUAUUCAACUGCCAAACUGCGGUAAUUAAAUAAAUGUUGGCAACAUGGAGAAAUGGUAUACAUUCGGUGGUCCUGUGUUGUGUUCAAUUUUGUUACCCCUUUCAAAUUUGGUCCCUCAAUGCUUUUGGAUGUAAGGUGUUCUGAAGUACGGUUGCAAAAAAGUUGACUUUCCGAAAGAUCUUAUUCCCUUCUGAUUUCGGGAAUCUUCCAACCAGGAUUUCUGGAAAACCUGGACAUUAUGGGAACGUUACAUGAAUUUUGUAACCCUAUUCUGGAGAAACCUAGAUCAGCUUGGGUCAAGGCUAUCUUAAUACUGUAAAAACAAAUCUGAGUUAUAAACCACAAGAUGUCAGUAUAGUAGAACAUUCUUUCUCUUUCUGAUGACCCUUCCUCUUCCUUUCUUUCACUCUACCCCUCUCUCUCCUCUUUCUCUGACUGAUUCCUCUUUGACCAACAAACAGGUAUGUCGUCUUUGACAAACAUUCAACAAACGCCCCCCCCAUAACCUUUCAAUUUGAAACUAUGGCAAUGGAAAAAGGGAGGCAGUUAGUGAGUUUUGAACAAACGAGGGCAAUCUGCACCAAAUUCAGUUAUUACGUGUUAUUUAUUAUUUUGUUUAACUAUAUUUGUCAUGUGUGGGCCUGUUUAAGCGCUCAACUUAUUAGCAAUGUGGCCUAACAUAUAAUCCAUAGUUGCUGUGCUUUUAGGUUUGAAGGAAAUAUGAUGGAAUUGAGGUUGAUUGUGUUUUGUCUUUAAGACAAUAGAUCAAUUUCUGAUUUCAAUACAAUUUCAAUAUCUGAGUACUUCAUUGUUUCGAUAAAAGUAUAACUUUUGAAAAUGUAUUAAGAUUGUAAAGUACUUUGUUUUCUGGAAUUGAUAGUAUGAUUCACUUGUUUAAUUAUAUUACUAUGAUUCACUUGUUUAAUUAGACUCCAACUAAAUGAUUACACAUUUAAACAUCCAAAAGGAACUGAAAGUCAAUGUUUUCCAAUACUUAAAUGUGUUAUCCAUGUUGCCCGUGAAUGUCUUAGACAUAGAAUAACUUCACUCAUAUCUAUAAUUACUUUCCCUAUCUCUCCCAUACUGAACUGUAAUUAUAUACUCACUGCCCAGAGGAACAUACAUGUAUGUAUUGGAAGGCAUAUUGAAGGAAAUAAUAUUUAUGAGGUGAACAGGGUUGGGCAGAGUGUAUUUCAGGAGCUCGAUGUUCCAUUGGUCUGACAUGGAAACCACUUCCAUAAAGAGGACCCAGUGCUUCUGCUGAUGUAUCACCCAACACCAUAUAUACCGUAUUUCCUGUUUCACUGCCUGUUGCUUGCCAGUGUGCUAGUCUUCCCUUCUUCCUCCAGGUGUGUCCUGCCCUCCUCCUCUUCCUUUCAUAGGUGAGAAUCUCUCUUUUCAUGUUUCUCUAUCACACUCUCUGAGUAUGUAGCAUCACUGGGAUUAAAAGCACAAAGAAAUAGAAAGAGACUAAAAAGCCUCCCAACAGAUGGCAAUCUUAACAAUCAAACACACUCAUUGCACAUUGGUGUCUUACUGUACAUCACUUUAUGGAUCAUAACAAAUUGAACAUAUGGAACAGAUGUAUUCACCUGGCAAUACAGUUGAAUACAUGUCAUGUUUUCCCUCUGACAGUCAGUGGAUACUGAUAGAAAAAUAAGGUUGUCUUGACAGAAUAAUGUGCGCCAUGGCCUCUAUGUUUGUAUUCAGAUGUAUAGAGGUAGAUAGAAGAUUGUGAAACUUUGGCUAGGGUUCUGGUUAGGGGCGAUACUCUAGCAGUAAAUAGAUUUCACCUAAAUCCAGACCUCUGAGUUAUUGAGUUUCAGAUAGAGAUCUCAGGCACAGGAUGUACUGUGUCAGAUUUAGUGAUUAUAUUAGGAUUAAUUCAAUAUAAAAUUGAAUGUAUAAAGUGUCAUACAUUCAGGGAUGGAGAUGUGAGAGUUAUUCAUUUUCCAUUCAAGAACGUUGGUAUGCGUUUAUUUGAGGAGUUGGAUGUUGUAACAGCUUUGUGAUACUGAAUAGUAGACAGCAUGCUGUGCCAUGUUAAUUGUAAUGUUAAACAAGAAGAGAAAGGUAAACUAGUUUUGCAAGCGAUCUUUCAUCAGUCUUGGCUUGCUAAAUUGUAUACUUGACUUAAUUCGAUGAUUUGAAAUUUAAAUAAUUGAUUAGAUUAGAUUAGAUUGUGAAUGAAUGGGAAAGUAAAGUGUCAGAUGUUCUCAGUUCACAAAAGUGGUUUAAUUAAUUAGUUAAAUCCAUUUAGACAUUGCCUAUCUUUCUAAUUAACUUAGAGCUCAGGCAUGUAGCUGGAUCCAGACAACAGAUGGAAUUGGACGUGGGCCAUCUCCACAUAAUAUCUUUUUUGAGGUUUGAAAACAUUUGAAUAAACUUUUAACUGAGACUUACUGUAAAUCUUGGGGAGGAAAAAUAGCAAGCUAUUAUAUUUGUUGAUUAAGUGUAACUAUCUUUAUUCAACACCACCACAUCUGUCUGCAGAAUGAAGAAGAUGCUGUUGAUUUAUGUGAUUAGGAAAUAUUUUCUGAUACACGGCACCACGGCAGGUUCAUAAAUCGAGACUUGUGUCUUUGAAUGCAGCAGCAGUUAAAGUCUGUUGGGGAACACUUGGCCAAACUAGUUUCUUAGGGGAAACAUUAUCCCAUUUCAGAGUUAGAGUCUGGAGUGAUUCUGAGCAUGCUAAAUUUGGACUGCUAGAGUCAGGUGUCAUCUCUGACUUUUUUUUAUGGUUGAUGGUUGUUAGCUUGUGAAACCCUAUCAAUCUUCAGCUAAAUAUCACAGCAUGAUCUUUAGACCAGACAUGUCUCUCGCUUUUGCACUUAUUGCACCCUAAUGAUAUUAUAAAAGGUUUUUAUCAUAAAUAUCAAAACAAGUUUUCUUUCCCUCUUCUGUCUUCUAUUCAGGGUGUGAAGCACAACAACAGCCAAUAUGUCGGAGUAAGUCUUGACAUUCAGUUUAUCUUUUUUAAAUUCACUAAAAGUGACAUUCCAGACUUUCAGCCUGACACAAAACAUGUCCGAUCCAGCCAUAAGUUCUGUCAGUAAUGCAAAUACCGCUUAUAUCCCUAACAACAUGUCAAAUCCACCUUUCUUCACAGAAAAAAGAUGACAUCAAGUCGCAGGCAUCAUCUGAAGGUAAACCAAUACAAUGAAUUGUGAUCCAUUGUCUGAAACAAGCAUUACAGGCACAUCAAUACCCAGUACUUGACUAGAUUCGUUUUGGCUUUCAUUAGACUGGUUUAAAAACUUUUCAACCUCUUUAAUACUUUAAAGGGGAAAUCUACACUUCAAAUAAUAACAAAGUGAACACCUCAACACUGUUUUGGUAAAAAGCUAAGGGAUGGUCCCGCAUGGCUUAGCUGGUAGAGCAUGGCUUAGCUGGUAGAGCAUGGCGCAUGCAAUGCCAAGGUUGUGGGUUUGAUUCCCACGGGGACCAGUAAGAAAAGUACAACAAUUUAUGCACUUACAGUAAGUUGCUCUGGAUAAGUGUGUCUGCUAAAUGACUAAAGUGGAACAAAACUAGUAGACCAGUUUAUCUGACCCUGUUACGGUAUUAAAAUGGCUUGAUGCAGAAAUGGCAUUAGAAAUGGUCAGGAACAAAGAAGAAUAUGACAUAUUACACCUGAAAUAAAAUGUAUCUACUGGAAAUGUAGCCUAUCCCAACUACGAUCAUUUAGUUAACACAUUUAUUUGCAGACAAUUACUUCACCAAAUUAUACCUACAUCGAGGCUACUCUUCAGCAAAAAUAAAGUUAUUGAAGACCAACUUUUAAUUAAUGACUACAUCAAAAGUAAUAUGGAAUGCAGCAACAUGCGUUAUAGACAAAUAAAAUAUCUUAAAAAACGAAGCACUUUGCAUCUGUUUCUUUGGUUAAGCUAACAACUUCCAAAUCAUAAGAAAUUACUUUCCCAGCCACAUUUCUUUCCAAUUCAGACAUUGUUUCUUCAAUAAAGUACAAUAUGCCACAGUAGGCCUACUGGCCUUGUAGACCUGUCAGAAAAUAUAAAGGUUAAUCUAUUGAGUGUUAUUACGUUGUUCAACAAAUUAAGAAAUAAUCUCCGCUAUCCAUAAAACAUAGGACAUGUUAGGCUACUCUUAUACCAGACUAACCACGAACGCGAUAAAAAAUUGUUAAUAUAAUUUGUGCAACUUCAAAUAACUUUUAUUAGAAUACAAUUUGAUUCAAAAUACAACACAGUCACAAUUUAGUUUCGAAUGUCAAAUGUGUAGCCUACAGUUCAGGAUAUUUAAUUUUCCACUUUUGAUAAGAAAUGUCCAUAUUCGAUUCAGACAAGUAAAAUCAUUAUUGGAUUACAUAAAUUAGAAACUAAAUUUUUUUUCCUACACCAUGAAUUUUCCAUUUAUACAAUGUGUGGGGUAGGCCAUGUUGUCAUAGUAGAAUGGAAAUGAAAUACUUGAUUUCAGUUAUACGGAAUGAUUGUUAUAUAGAUAAAUCGGCUUUAGGUACAAUUGCCGGAUAAAAUUGUUCCGAUGAUAAUACCCACCAGAGGGCAACGUUUUCUUGAAAAUGUUUGGUUGCAAUGAGGACUAAAAGCACAGAGGAAGAGGCGAAGCGAGAGGGAUAAUCUGUCUUCUCCAACAGCAUUUUUUUCCCGAUUUCUUUCGCUCACCAAGCGAUGAGAUCAAUGAGGUCAAUGAGUGUCGAAUUUGGUUAACAAAAAAUGCAAUGGCUUAUUUGCUAGGUGUGGCUUAUUUGAUUGAAUAGAAGUUGCACAAUGAUUAGAUUGUUAGGAGUGUACUGAUAUAAGUAGGACAAGUGACAUCCCAGCAACACUUGAGUCAUUAACCCCGCCCAUUUCUAAAAUGUAUCUUCAUAAAAGGUCAUUUUAAACCUAACUUUAACCACACUGCUAACCUUAUGCCUACCCCUAACCUUAAAUGUUUGUUUUCAUGAAUCUUUACAAUAUAGGGCGGCAGGUAGCUUAGUGGUUAAGAGUGUUGUGCCAGUACCCGAAAGGUCGCUGGUUCUAAUCCCCGAGCCGACUUGGUGAAAAAUCUGUCGAGCAAGGCUGCCCUUGAGCAAGGCACUUUACCCUAAUUGCUCAUGUAAGUCGCUCUGGACAAGAGCAUCUGCUAAAUUACUAAAAUGUAAAUAUAAUAGCCAAUUUCGACUUUGUGGUAACUAGUGGAAACUGUUGUACCUGUUGUUCACACACGUAUCUGCCCUCUCAUUGGCUAGAAUGUUCCUACCUGAUUGUGUCUUCUGCCUUCCAUUUCUGAAGACAUUUAUUUUCAUUAGAGCAGCCACUAGAGUAUCUGGUCAAUAUAAUGGAUAAUCUGUGCCAAAAGAUAACCCUAACAUCUGAGUUAGGGAGUGGUAAAUCAGUUGCCAAUGCUGGUUACAAUUGAAAUCAGCUGAGCGGUUGAAUUCAGUGCGUAUUGAUGGUUUAACAAGAGAUGAACUGCCGAUAAUCUAGUGGCCAAUUUUCUUUGCAAAAGGCCCAAUGGGUAUAUAUAAUUAAUUUAAAAGUCUAAAACUUGAUAUAGCGAUCAAAGAUUUCCACUUUAAGUAAUAUUUUGUUCACCAAUACUAUGUUGUAGACUGGGUUUGGCCUUACUAUGUUUCUUUGUUCUCCAGAGCUUGGUGCUCCAGAUUGCAUUUGAGCUGAUUGAGGCGGAGAAAAAGGAGGCUAAGCAGGAGAAAGACAAUUUCAUGGCUGAGAUCCCCGCCCUGGAUUUGUCUGGAGAUCAAGCAGCGCUGGUGGUACGAUACCAGUCAUUCAUUCCUUUACACAAGCUUCACACAUCUAGUCCAAUGUUUUAGGCCUGCAGUGUACCAUUGGUGGUUCUUGUAAUAAGCAAUGUGGAUUUGUAUACAAAGUACACAGACUCCAAUUUCUUUACUCUAAAUAACUGUUGCCUGGAGAGACUGAUUCCUUCAGGAGAGGAGAGUUUGUUGUACAAAUUAUAUGACCGACGUGAUUGUGUACCAACAGGAAAUGCUCAAAAAGUUGGCCCAAACCAUCGACAAGGUAGAUGAGGACAGAUAUGAUGCAGAAGCAAAAGUGAAGAAGGCUGACAAAGAGGUAGAUUGUAUUCCAUCUUUCCUCAUAAUGAAACAUAUGCCUCUGCAAAUCUAAUCUUUCUCCUGACUUUCUCACUUCCCAGAUUGAGGACUUGAAGAUGAAAGUGGUUGAGAUCCAGGGCAUGAAGAAGCCAGCACUGAAGAAAGUGCGUAUGUCUGCUGAUGCUAUGCUCCAGGCUCUGCUGGGCACCAAGCACAAGGCUUCCAUGGAUUUCAGAGCCAACUUGAAAGAAGUGAAGAAGGAGGUCAAAGAGGAGGUGGGUAUUUGUGUGGAGACCUGCAAAGCAGAAAGUACUGUGUCCCGAAUGUGUUCUGAGCAUUGAUGGUCUCAGUGUCUCAUGUGGCUCAGUUGGUAGAGCAUGGCACUUGCAACGGCAGCGUUGUUGGUUUGAUUCCCACGGGGGAACAGUAUGAAUGAAAAUGUAUGCACUCAUUACUGUAAGUUGCUCUGGAUAAGAGUGUCUGCUAAAUGACUAAAAUAAUAAAUGAAAUGAAAGGAUCAGUUCAUAUUAUAUCCUCAAAAUGUCUUUGACAUAUCCUCUAUAUGUAACAUCACAAACUUUCUGUCAUUCAGGCAGCGGAUGCAGUUGGUGACUGGCGCAAGAACGUUGAUGAACAGGCUGGCAUGGAUGGCAGGAAGAAAAAGUUUCCAGGGUUAAACACAGCCGUCUUUUGUCGUAUUGUGGUAUAGAGAUGAAUUUCAAUGACCGUGUUGUUAGGCAUCCCUGCAGGAAGAGGAUCUUUGGUCCGAAAUGCUGUUAUUUUUUGAUACUG
Coregonus sp. 'balchen' is the source of this 8562-nucleotide messenger RNA. The record is from the annotation of a GenBank genome assembly. Lineage: Eukaryota; Metazoa; Chordata; Actinopteri; Salmoniformes; Salmonidae.